UAUAAAGAAUUGCACAUGCCCUGAACGUCGCUUUUGAGUUCUUGUCAUAACAACGACCUUGCACCAUACUGGAAGCCGUCCAGUCCAUUCACCCCCUAGCUGCCGACCAAGCUCGCUAGUACAAGGAUGAAGAACUUUGCAACUCUCGCAGCUUUCGCUGCUGGAGGAAAUGCCCUCGUCAGCCGCGCCGACUCAUGUUGCUUCCACCUGACUGCUUCGGGCGCCGCAUCUGGCACGGUAGGCCAACUUGGUGAUGGCCAGAAUCGCCUCGGUGGUGGUCUUUCUGCAGCCUCGUUCUGCAUCGAUUCGAACGGUGCGAUUACUGACAGCAGCGGACGUGGUUGUGUCGUGACCAGUUCUGUGACCCAGUUCCAGUGUGAAUUGGGUUCUACCGCCCAGACUGGCUUCUCAAUUUCGUCCGGCGGUCAGCUGGAGUACCAGGGCGACUCUACAUUUGUGGCAUGCCAGACGGGUGACAACGGUGAAUUGAACAUCUACACCACUGAGAGCUCCGCGGUGACUGGUUGCUCGAGCAUCACGCUGGCCGCCGACUCUUGCUCGGGUUCCGGUGCUGGUGCUGGUGGCGGCGGCGGCACAGCUACGGCAGUGUCAUCGGUUCAGGUGCCCGGCCAGUCUGGCAAACCCGGCUCGGUUCUUCCAGGUCAAUCAUCUUCCUACAUUCCGGGUGGCGCUGCUUCAAGUGCACCCGUGCCUGGCGGGGUUUCCCCAGGUCAAUCUUCUGCUUCCAUACCGGGUGGACCUGUCUCCAGUGCACCAGUGCCUGGCACUGGAUGUGCCUCCGCUCAGACAGUUACCGUCACCACUACCGUGAUGCAAUCCAAUUGCGCAGCAGGAACUUCUGGUGUUCCUGUGCCGAUUCCAAUUCCUGGUUCUAGUGUUCCUGGCGUUCCUCAGGGUGCACAACCUGCCGGCACACAACCUGCCGGCACUCAACCCGCAGGAACUCAGCCCGCUGGCACUCAGCCCGGAGGUGGAACUCAGCCAGCUGGCACUCAACCAGCUGGAACUCAGCCCGCUGGCGGUACUCAACCCGCUGGCACCCAGCCCGCUGGCACCCAGCCCGCCGAAACUCAGCCUGCAGGAACUCAGCCAGCUGGCACCCAGCCCGCUGGCGGUACUCAGCCCGCUGGAACUCAACCCGCUGGGACUCAGCCCGGCGGAACUGCACCUGGUGGAACCCAACCCGCUGGCACCCAACCCGCUAGCACUCGGCCCGGUCAGCCUGGCGUGACUCAAUCUGCUGGUACCCAGCCUGUUCCUGUUCCGAUCCCAAUUCCUGGAACUAGUGUUCCAGGUGUCCCUCAUACUACUCAGCCCGGUGGAACUCAGCCUGCCGGCACUCAACCAGCUGGUACUCAGCCCGCUGGAACUCAGCCCGCUGGAACUCAGCCCGCUGGAACUCAGCCCGGCGGAACUGCACCUGGUGGAACCCAGCCCGCCGGCACUGCACCUGGUGGAACUCAGCCCGCCGGCACUACGCCCGCCGGUACUCCGCCCGCCGGCACUGCACCUAGUGGGACUCAACCUGCAGGCACUCAGCCCGCUGGAACUCAGCCCGGCGGAACUGCACCUGGUGGAACUCAGCCCGCCGGCACUACGCCCGCCGGCACUGCACCUAGUGGAACUCCGACCGCAGGCACUUCGCCCGCUGGUACUCCGCCCGCCGGGACUGCACCUAGUGGGACUCAACCUGCAGGCACUUCGCCCGCCGGUACUCCGCCCGCUGGAACUGCACCUGGUGGAACUCAACCUGCAGGCACCAAGCCCGCUGGCACUUCGCCCGCUGGUACUCAGCCUGCCGGUACUAAAUCCACCGGAACCCAGCCUGCGAGCACUCAACCUGCUCCCUCAGGAACAUCCGGAGGCGCCAGCAGUACUCAAUCAUCAGCUUCCGCUACUCGGUCAGGCGCUGCCAGCUGCCCGACUGAUCUGUCUGGUGACUAUGAGUAUCCUCAUCUCAUUGUUCCUGUCAACUCCUCCACCCCUGAUACCGCCUAUGGCUCUCAGCUCUUCGGCACCGUUUCGUCCACAGUGUCGACCAUCUUCAAUUUUGAUAUCCCAUCUUCUGACUCCGGCAAGACAUGCAGCCUCAUCUUCUUGUUCCCUAACAAGGAGGACCUUGAGACCUCUGAUUACACCUUCAGUGGUGACGGCAAGGUUGACUUUUCUCAGCUGACCUCUGCUGCUGGAUUGAAGACCACUUAUAACACCGCUCCGUCGGUCAAACAGGACUAUGGAGAAAUCACCAUUUCACCCGGAAAUUCCUACUUGGUUGCCUCUUUCUCGUGCCCGGCUGGUCAAACCGUGGGUUAUGAAAUGAAGGGAACCGGCAACACCUACCUCAACUUCUUCGAGGACUAUAACCCAUCUCCUCUCGGUCUGUUUAUCACCGUCUGUUAACUUGGUUUUCUCUCGACGGGUUAUCCUUCGGACAAAACGCGAACAUGAAUCCUGGACCCAUACUUUACUCCUUUUCGUUUCUUAAUUUAUACUGAAUAUUCCCUUCUAGUUCUGGCAAUAUGAUUAUUUUCUUUGAUUAUGGAACACAGAUGAGAGC
Aspergillus fijiensis CBS 313.89 is the source of this 2578-nucleotide messenger RNA. Its product is annotated as putative GPI anchored cell wall protein. Lineage: Eukaryota; Fungi; Ascomycota; Eurotiomycetes; Eurotiales; Aspergillaceae. The record is from RefSeq and is a predicted model, not a curated record. Bases 127 to 2421 code for a protein of 764 amino acids. The transcript has 3 exons.